AUGAGUUUACAUCGAAUUCGUCUCGUUCUUUGUGCACUACUCAUUUGUCAAGGUAUCCGUUUUCGAGAAAAAAAAGGGAAAUUCGUCGUUCUUUCAGUGAAUGCGUUCUUGAGCGGCAUAACCCCUCCGAUGGGAUCCAAAGAUUCGCUUGCAGGGGCGUUCGGCGGAUCUCCAGUCGAUAAUAAUGUGAAAGUCGUUUGGAGAACUCUGGCGGUGGGUCACAGAAGAAUUUUUGUAAAGAAAACAUCAAAAAUCGCACAAAAUUUGACGUUUCGCAACCGAUGAAAUCGAGACACCUUUUAUAGUAAUCUGAAAAGCAGAAUUAGCAACAGAAAAAAAAUUUCAGCCCGGUCAAGUACCGCCCGUUUGGAAUCUCCAACUGGGACCAAGCACGGGGCCUCCGACCCAAGAACCCAGUACCGAUGUCCCAACGGAUGCUCCGACGACGCCGUUGGAUACUUCAGAUGCUCCGACGACGCCGUUGGAUACUUCAGAUGCUCCGACGACGCCGUUGGAUACUUCGGAUGCUCCGACCACUCCGUUGGAUGCUUCAGAAGCUCCGACGACGCCGUUGGAAACUUCGGAUGCUCCGACCACUCCGUUGGAUACUUCAGAAGCUCCGACGACGCCGUUGGAAACUUCGGAUGCUCCGACCACGCCGUUGGAUACUUCAGAUGCUCCGACCACACAGACCCAAGAUCUCAGUACCGAUGCUCCAUCUCCGAGCACCGAACAAGCCACGACUCAAGAUCCAAACUAUUCGGGUAAGCAUCGGCCACCCCAGAAUCCCGGCACUCUGUCUUUCCAGAUAUUUUCGACGCAGACUAUGAUCAUCCAUUUUCAGUAGUUCCGACGGGUCCGAGCACGACGGAAGUGCCGCUCGACGCCUCCUCCACAACCAAUCCUUCCUUUGCUGGCAACCGAGCCGGCGGACGGGUAUGCCCACGCGUUCCCCACUUUCUCACUGGACCACUAUCACUUUUUGCCUCUUUUUGCAGCGCACCGACCUCGAACGGCUACCGGACGGUCGACUCAUCAAAAAUUUGACGAAGGAUUUCGAGACAUUUGUAAGCGGUUUCACUCGUUUUCGUCCAAGAGCGCGCGCCCCGAAAUUUCAGAACGGAGACACGAACUGGACGAGGAUUGUGGCGAAUCAGCAAGAGGUGUACGUGUUGCAUCCGGUGCAGACGAACGGGAAAACGAUGGUCUUCGAUCCGUACACGAUCGGACAAGUGCUCGGCUACAUUUAUGAGGUACGGUGUGGUACGGUCAGUAUACACGCACACUACACCAACACUUUGAGCUGUCCGAAUUCGGUCCGUCGGGACCGCCCGGUGGAUUCACGAUCGUUUUGAUGAACGGAGGAAGCGGUAAAGUUCCGUCGAGCCAAAAAAGAUCAGUCGCCGUAAAAAGCCGCACCGGAACGUUGAUUUUCACACGAAAAGUGCGGCGGCGCACGCAAAACGAGCACAAAUAUUGGCAAAAUGUUUGGAAAUAG
Messenger RNA from Caenorhabditis sp. 36 PRJEB53466, 1498 nucleotides. NCBI's taxonomy places the organism in Eukaryota, Metazoa, Nematoda, Chromadorea, Rhabditida, Rhabditidae. The record is from the annotation of a GenBank genome assembly.